AUGGAGCUGAGACCUGACACCAGCCACAAGGAGAAUGUGCCCCCCAGGCCGGCCACCCCCCUGAGGCCAGAGCAAUGGAGACUCCGGAAGAGCCUGGCCAGUAGACAUGGCCGGUGGGUGCCCGUGGGCCAGGCCAAGAGCAGGGGGCCUGCCACCACACCAUCCCUGGGGGCAGCGCUGUGCCAGGAGCCCUGCCGAGUCCAGAGCAACCUGACCAGCCCCAGCCUGGGCCUCGCCCUGAGGGACACGACUGGCCAGCUGACCAACUCAAGCUUCCGGCAGCAGAGCAACUUGCAGCCCCUGGCCGGGAGGCCCCAAGGGAGAGCCCAGGCGUUUGCCAUCCAGCAGAGCAACCUGAGCGUCAGGGAGACCAGCGUGGCUGAGUGGGGACGUCGCUCCUGGUCGGGGGCUCAGGAAAGCUUCUGGCCGCACAGGAUGCCCGGGGGAAGCCCCCUACCCCGAGGGCCACUGGCUUCCCCAGCCUCCCGCCCAAGGUGGUCCCGGCUGCUGUGCACCAAUACCCCCUGCCCAGACAUUGGGCCCGCUGCAGGCCUGGGCCCGCUCGAAGGGCACACACGGCCGGACCCCAGAUCCCAGUGUGGCCUGGGGAGCUGGACCUCCAGGCUCGUGGGGGAACCCCUCACCCUGGAGGAUCUGGCUGUCCCUGCCCAGAGCCGGGCUCGGGCUCCGUCCCAAGCUGCCCUUCACCAGCUGCUGGCCUCCGUGCAACGCCUAGAGCGUGAGGCAGUCCGUCUCAGGUGCCAGGCAUCCCGGGAACCCCCAGGCCCUGUGCAGCAGGAGCCCUGGACCAGAGCUGGCCAGAUACUCCCUGCUCACCCCCCGCCCAGCCAGCCUGUUCUUGCAUCCUGGGAUGAGAGGAGGAAACAUUCCCAAGGUUUCAGGGAAACUGCAGGUUUCCCAGAAGCACCAGGGGUCCAGGAUGGUCUCUCAGACUCUCAGGCAAGCAGCAAGCCUGCAUUACUGGAGACUACUUUGGAGAUGCUGCCCGGGGUUGCCCUUGACCCUGGGCAGGGGGUCCUUCCUGCCCACCCUGUAAGGCGAGGAGAGAAGUGCUCCCCAGGGACUACAUAUGGCAGGGGACAGAGGGAGGACCCCCUGCUCCCUCAAGGGGCGGGCAGCAGGGAGGCCAGACUCUGCUCUUCAGCCUCGUCCAGUUCAGCCCAGGGCAUCCUUGCUGGGCGGGAAGGAGGGGACAGGACCCCACGGGAGCAGGUCGGCAGGGAAGAAGAGAGGCCGGCUUCCCGUCCGCCAUACACGGCCCCCGCGAGGAGUGCCCUACUCGGGCCUGACGGAGAUCAGGCCCGGAUGGCAGAUCCUUGCAGAAUUUCAGGGGGAGGGAACCUCCCGGGCCCCAAGGACGGGAACACGGGAAUGCUGCCCCCGGGAAUCCUAAACCUCCGGCAGUGGCCGUCCAGAUGUUUCAGAGCGUGGCGGCACUGGGUGCAGAGGCGGCGGGCAGUGGCAGCGGCCAUGGCGCUGGGCCGCCGGCAGCUGUUGCGCGGGGGCCCACGGGCACCACGGUGGACACUGUGGCUCUGGGAGGCCCAGCUGGAGGCGGCGUGGGGACGACACACGCAGGCCCUGCUGGCGCGGACCUUCCAAAAGUGGAGAAACUUGAUUCAGCAGCAGAAACAAGGGCAGCUUCACAUCCAGGCUGGGCCAGGACCCCCAUCCUCCGGGGGAGGCCAGGACCGAGGCCCCUCAGGAAGGAAGCCGGUGGUGGACACUGCCUGGAGAAGCAGUCCAAGUAGUCGGAGGGAGAAGGUGGGAGCCCAGCCGAUUCCGUUGUGUUCUGGGCCGAGGCCAGAUGGAGGAGACAGGGGAGUCCAGAUCCUGCAGGCUCUGCAACAGCUGGCUGCCUUCCUCCUGUGGAGCCAUCAGAAGGAAUGGGCCAGGCGGGAGAAGGGGGUCCAGGGAGAGGCCUCCGGGGCCACGCUGAGGACGGAGGAUGGAGAGGCCCCCCAGGCCUGGUGCUCUCCUGCUGCAGCUGCAGCCUGGCUGUCCCCACUGGACACCCAGUGCCAGAGGGCCUGGCUCUGCAGGUGCUUUGGGGCCUGGCAGCGGUUCGUGCAAAGAGGGACCCGGUACCGGGACCACAUGGCCAACCGCUGCGCAGGGACCCUGAGGAUGUGCCUGCAGCAGUGGGUGCAGAUGAAGCAGCUCCAGGCCUCAGAUGGGGCGCAGGUGACCCAGCUGUCCCUUUGUUGGCAGAAGGCAGGGAACAUGGCCCUCCUCAGCUCGGCCCCUGGGGGGGCCACAGCCCACGGCCUGGGGGUGGUGGCCCAGGCGCUGCCCCAGGAGCAAGGCCAGGGCUCCCUGCAGGAAGCCGGCCGGAGGCUGGCCCUCCGCCGGGCGCUGCUGCUCUGGAGGACGCGGCUCUCCCAGCGCCAGCGGGCGGACUCCUUCUUCAAGGGCGUGCAGCAGCCGGCGCUGUGGCACAGCCUGAGGGGUUGGCCCCUGAGGGUGCGGGAUCCAGGCAGCGCCAGGACCACCUUGGCCCCAGCGGUUCUGAGUGGUGUUCUGGGUUGGGAGGCCCUGCCAGGCCACAGGACACCCCGCAGCUCCCUGGAGAAGGCUUCCCAGGCCCCCGCCCUCCUGGAGGCGUUCCGGGUGAGCUUUCUGUGGGCAGCUGGGCAGCGGCAGCAGGCGCGGGCCCAGCAGUCCCGGGGCGUGGCAAGGUGGCACCAGCGCACCCUUCAGAGGCGCAUCCUCCUUGGCUGGAGCCACUGGGCAACAGCCCAGGGGGCCAGGAGAGAGCUGGCUGCCUGCCAGGCCUGGGAUCAGAGCUGCAGGGCCACGCUGGGCCUGUGGCGGCAGCGGCUGGUGCAGCAGCAGGAGACGGAACAGUGGGCCCGGGUGGGGUGGGUACAGCAGCGACGUGCACUGGGCCACUGGCACUGCUGGCAGAGACAGCAGCUCUGGCGUGAAAAGUACCAGCGGUGUGUGUGGGCCUGCCUCCAGGGCCUGCGCAGGGCCGUGUUCCGGGGCUGGCAGGAGGCAGCAGCUCGUCAGAGACCCACGGCGGCCGGUCCAGAGCAGCUCCUACUGCAGAGCCACUUCCAGGCCUGGUGUGGAGUAGUGAGAGACACAGGGAUGGCCCGGGCCAAGGGUCCAGCCUUCCAGGAUGGCCUGAGGAGAUGGGCACCAGGGUCCACAUUUGCCAGUGAAGCCCCAGAAGCUGCAGCCCGGCCUCGGGAGCAGCGCGUGGCCCGGGCCUCCUUCUCCUGCUGGAGAAGCCAAGAACAGGGACACCAGGUGGACAUCAAGCUGAGGAGGGCCCGGGCCCAGCAGGCAAGGCAAGUGGCCCCCAGCCAGUGCUCUGAGGCCCGCCAGCAGGCAGGAGAGAGAACCCAGGCCCAGGCCCUGUGCUGGAUGCUGUGGGCACGUAAGUCCUGCCUGCAGUGGGUCAGCCGAGACCAUGCUGUCCCGAAGCUGAGCGCCAGGGUCCUAGAGGCCUGCGCCCACUCAGCGACCGGGGGCCGUGUCCAGCGAACUGCCAUCACCCAGUUCCAGCAGGCUGGGCCCAGGCGCCUCCUGCGAACCCACGGGGCCCAGUGGCGGACAACGCUGCUCAGAGUGUGGCUGGAACCACAGGCCGAGGCCCAGGAGGCCAGCACCGCCCACCCCAGGCCCAGAGCCAGCCUCAGGCACUGGCCUAGGCUGGCCACCAGAGGGCACCUCCUGGUGUUGAUGAGCGCUCCAGCCCUGGGGAGGCAGGUGACAGAGAGCCUCCCCUCCCAGCUCCAGCUGCCGGGGCCCAGAUGCGCCUGCUGGGCGCAGGGCCAGCGCCCUGUGGGGCCAGAAGGGGACCACAGCUCUGAGACCAAAGACCUCAAGGGCAAAGGCGAGGCUAAGAAAAGGGGUCGUGAUGCCCUUGGCUGUCAGGACACACACCAGGGCCUCUCCCCUCAGGAGGAAGUACCUGCAGCGCUGGCGCCCUGAGGCACUGCUUCGCGGCUCCGGGCUCCGGGGUUCCCCCGCAGGCGAGGCCCGGGCAGCUGCACGGCAGUGCUGGGUAGAUGCUCGGGGGACGGACAAGCUGGCGCCGACACUGGUGAGUGGGGCGGCCCCCUCAGGCAGUGGCACCUGAGGCGGGCCUGGCGACGGCGGGCCCUGCGGCUGCAGGUGUCUCAGCGAUUACAGCAACAAGACGACAGCUGGGUCCAUUCCCAGAACCCCUUCUUUUUCAGGGGAGAGGUCAGUUCAGUUAGAGAAAACAGCCUGGAUUCCAGAGCCCUUCGUUCAGCUGGUGACCACGUGCUGAGCACGGUCCUGCCCUGUCACUGCAGGGGCCUGAGGAGCAGACCCAGCAGCAGUGCGAGGCCGGGGAGCGGGCGGGAAGCUGCCAGAGCCCCUGUGCUUGAUGGACUUGGGGUGAAGCAGGGGGCCCAGCAGCAGCUGUGA
Messenger RNA from Balaenoptera acutorostrata (minke whale), 4425 nucleotides. It is a transcript of the gene C1H1orf167, whose product is annotated as chromosome 1 C1orf167 homolog. The record is from RefSeq and is a predicted model, not a curated record. NCBI's taxonomy places the organism in Eukaryota, Metazoa, Chordata, Mammalia, Artiodactyla, Balaenopteridae.